CGACUGUUAUCAGAAGCGGACGUAUCGUGCGCGCACUAUUUAAACAAUGAACAUUGUGAUUUAAAACCCAAAUUGAAAAUGCCGAUUAAAGUGACUUUGGUGUCUCCACGGUCUAAAAUGGCCGUAAAAGUGAGUUCAACGGUGUCGGUAAACUCUGAGUUUGAAUAUUUAAAUCUGCCGGCUAAAAAUGGAAAAUCCUGGAAAAAUGAAUCCAACAAUAAAAGCCAUCCCUCCCUUACCCCGCCUGCCCGGGCCGCCCGAUUGCCCGCCCCCCAGCGACCACCCAAAUCUAGUUUGCAUUUAAACGAGUGCUGGAGCAAUUGUGAAACCCUGAGGGUUGAGUGUUCUCCUAUUAAUAAAGUGGAAGGAGGAGAGUUUAAGAACUUCUGUGAGAAACCAUCCUUACGGAGCUCCCAGUCCAGGGAUAGCUUGGUUUCGGAGAAAAAUCAGGCUCUAGAAAAACUAAAAGUUUUUCAAGAUUCGUAUUCUGCGAAACGUCAAGGUUCGGCUGAGAUGGUUCAAAGGGCGGAACCACAGAAACCGGUUAAAAAACAUUCGCCGUUCAUCACAGUGAAUCCAAACUAUAGAUCUCUAUCGCCCUCGCCUCCGCCGCCCCCAAGAUUGUCUCCACCAAGAUGUUCAUCGCCGAUUGAAUCAUUUCCACCUCCUCCUUCAAACAAUACAUUAAAACGACUAUCAAGUUACAGAAGGUCGGAGCGAGAUAGGAGACAGGAGAAGAAAGACAAGAGACUCCGAGAGACGGAAGAAAGGAGAAGAAGAGAGAAGGAGAUGAAUUCAUCCUUGCCUUGUGAACCUUCCUCACCAUCCAGGCAUGCUGCUUCACAGGGUGCUGCUCCUGGAUGGCAAAAAUUCCUGGGACGAAAUACAGGAAGAUCUGUCUCUGUAAACCUAACCCAGGAGGAGGCAAACCUUAUCCGAGAGCGGAGAAGGAUUUCCUCCAAGAACCUGGCACUGGCUGCUGUUUUCGAACCCACCCUGAGCGAACCGGUUGCCCAACCCAGAGUAGAACCAGUUUCCCAACCAAGAACAGAACCUGGUUCCCAAGUAUCUUCUUCUUCAGAUCUUGAAGCUAGAGUAGAUACUUCUAAUGAUGAUUUUGAACCCGACUCUUCCUCAAGAAUAUUGUUUGAAAGUUCAGAAUCCUUGAUGGAACCCAGUUUUGAGAAACCAGAACUUUUCAGAAAUUUUAAUAACGAGCUUGCCAGAGAUACAGGUUCCUUUGAGUUUGAUGAUCCUCCUCCCCUCCCUCCUAAACCCAAACAAAAAAUCUCCAUGAUAGGAUCUCCCAACUCAGACCAGUUUAUCGUCAUGGACAACUCUGCUUUGUUUGCUAAGCCGGAGCUGCUUGAACCUAAACGAGACAUGGAGAAACCAGAGUUUAUAAAACAGCAGCUUUCCAGCACGGAGCUUCCUAGGCUUAUCUCCGAGUUCACAUCCCCAGAGCUGCAUAGUCGGAGCGACUCUGGUUUGAGCAGCUUAAGCUCCUGGACCACUGGAGGCAGUGCAGGGACUAGAUCAGGAUGUUCCAGUGUAAGGAGCAGCAGUAUUGUUUCAAACAGCUCCACUAAACUUGAAGAGCUGCUUACUGGACAGAAAAGAAGCAGCUCUAUCGUCUCCUCCUCCUCCAUGAGACUUGAAGAGCUCGAUGAACUCGAGGAACCGAGCGUAAGAAAAAACUCGAAGGUUUUAGAAAAAGUUAAAUAUUUCCAAAUCCGGAGUGAGGACGAGGCUGAGGGGUCAGCUGAUGAGGUUGAUGUUGAUCAAGUUGAAGAGGAGGUUCAGGAAUCUGAUCUUUGUCAAACCUCAGUAGAGAGCGGGGUUCAAAGACAGCUUGCAACAAUCAAACAACAGAAGGAGAAACUGAUCAAGGAGAUCCUAGAGAAUGAGAAGACUGGUCAAGAAAUACAGAGAAGGUUGGAGGAGACUCUAGACUCUAGAGAUCUUGAUAAAUAUUCUCUAUUCCUCUCAGAGCUGGAGAAGGUUGUACUGCUGUUGCUCAGUUUAAUCUCCAGACUUGAAAGAGCUGAGGAAGAAUUAUCUUGUGGAAACCUAACUGAUUGGGCCAAGGAGAAUAUUAGGUAUAAAAGAGACAAGUUGACCUGUCAGCUGACCGAGGCGAAGUUGCUGAAAGAUAUGUCGGACCGGAGACAGGAGCGAGUGGAGAAAAUUCUUCUGAAAAACCUCGGUGAGCCAGUGCUCGCUUCUUUUAAAGAUUAUGUGGCGAGGCGAGAAGAGCUUCUCCGCUCCCAGAAGGCGUGUGAAGAGGCGGAGAGAUCUAUUCUUCCAUCCGCCUAAACAUUUAUCCGCAAAGCAUGAAAUAAUGUUUCCUAUGAUCUCCCCCUGCACACUGAUCUUCCAAACCCAAUUGAGUUUAAAUCAAGAAAAUUUCUGCGCUUUUUAACAGUAAAAUAUCUUUGUACAUAGCGAUACAUAGUAUAUACGCAGAUGUUCAGCUGUUGUUGUACACAAAACACUUAUUUGUUUGUCUCUAGUCACACAUGUAUACUGUGAUAU
Molecule: messenger RNA, 2535 nt
Organism: Eurytemora carolleeae
Lineage: Eukaryota; Metazoa; Arthropoda; Copepoda; Calanoida; Temoridae
Biological process (GO): actin filament organization
Cellular component (GO): apical junction complex; adherens junction; cortical actin cytoskeleton
Molecular function (GO): actin filament binding
Source: RefSeq, a predicted model, not a curated record